UAGUAAUUUUCCCCCCUGUUAGAAUGAGUGUCAUUGCGAUGUAAUAAAAAACUACAAUUCCAUACAAGCCAUUUACAGGAAGUGACAUCAUUUUGGAGGCAUUUUCAAACUGUGGAAACUGAGGUAAGCUUCUACUAAGACUCUCUCCUCACUAUUUUUUAUCUUAAACAUGUUACUCCCUUAUGGGUCAAGCUUAAAGUUCCCCCCUGUUAAGCUAACUUAAGUGGAAUGUUAAUUCAGUUUUUUUUUUUUAAUAUUCAAUUUAGUUAUUAAAGUAGUGUUAAUCUACUGAAGGUCAGAUAGCUAAUUUUUCAUCUAUUAAGGAGCUAGCAUGAGAUUAGCGAAAAAUUUUCCACCCUGUCGGGUUCCCCCCUGUUAGAACUAUGAGCCUAACAGGGGGGAAUGGGAAUCUUCCAGGGUGGAAAUAUUUAAAUUAUAUUAUUGUUGUUAUUAUUAUUAUUAUUAUUAUUAUUAUUAUUAUUGUCAUUAUUACUAUUGUUAUUGUUAUCGAACCUGCAGUUCAUGGCAAGCCCUCUUUACAGAUGUGGGCUUUUGUCAACUAAACACCUGGAAGAGCUGACAGACGCAUCCAUGUACAACACUGUAUCCAAAUCCUGUGCCUAUGGAGAAUGUGGCACUUGUAAGACCACGGCCAUCCCAACACUCCGGCCUGCCACAAAUGGUCCCCUGAAAUUCCAGCAAUGGGCAACAGAAUGCAUUUCAUCAGAGGACAAGAAAUCCAUCAUAACAGUGAAGAAAGAGCGUACCAUAACGGAGGAUGAGGCUAACGGAAUUCCAAGACAGGAUGGUGAAAUUCAGAUGCCACCUAUUUAACAUCCGCUGGCAAUACAGGGCAUACAGGGAGCUGAGGGAGAAUCUGCUGAGCCACGAGUGCCUGCUGCACAUAGACUUUAGUGAAAAUUAUGUGUGCCAAUACAGUGAUGAGGUGCAGUCUGUGCAUUUUGGGGGGUCCCACCAGCAGGCCACCCUCCACACAGGCGUGCUGUAUACAGCACAGAAUCCUCCCCUUCCGUUCUGCUCAAUCUCACCCAGCAGACGGCAUGACCCGCCGGCAAUAUGUGUCCACCCAGUGCUGGAUAUGAUCAAGACAAAGUUCCCCGAAGUCAGCUGCCUGCACUUUUUCAGUGAUGGCCCAGCGACACAGUAUCGACAGAAGGGGAACUUUUUUCUUCUAUCCAGGGAACCAUUCAAAAAUGGGUUUCAAGAGGUGACCUGGAGUUUCUUUGAGGCCAAUCACGGCAAAGGGGCUCCAGACGGUGUUGGGGGCACCCUCAAACGUUCAGCAGACAGGCUUGUUUGCAUGGGCAUUGACAUACCAUCUGCUGAAAUGCUCUACACAAAACUGAAGGAGCGGGAAUCGGCUGUGCAGCUGUUUUUUACAAGGGAGGAGAGUGUGGAGGCCAAAGUGCAUGAAAUGUUACAGCUACCCCCAUUGACAGCCAUCAAAGGGACCAUGCGCAUACACCAGGUCCUCAGCAAACAGAGAAGCAAGAUCCUCUACAGAGAUGUCUCUUGUUUCUGUAGAAGACAGCAGGGGGUGAUCGACUGCCCCUGCUAUGAGCUGAAAGAGGCAGUCUUGCAAGAGGAGGAAGCUCAAGGGCAAGAGAUGACGAGAGCCUCUCGGCCAGAGGUAUUCGGCGCCGACCAUGUCGGAAGGUGGGUUGUGGUCGAGUACGACCACGACUUCUACCCUGGAGUCAUAACUCGGGUAGAAGAUGGAAAUGUGGAGGUGGACUGUCUACACAAAAAAGGGAUCAACAAAUUUUACUGGCCAAGCCCAAGGCGAGAUAUAAGCUGGUACGAUGAAAGCCAGGUGCUCUGCCUCAUCGAGCCAACAGCCGAACCAACAGCUCAUGCAAGAUACUUGCAGCUUAAUACAGCCACAUGGAAACUCAUUGAAGAGCAAAUGUAAUGAACCAUAAUGAUUAACUGAUAUGUGAAUGAAAUUAUAUGUAUGAUGAUAUGUGAUGAUAUAUGUGAUUUGUGUUAUUGUUAUUGUUAGGCUAUAAUAGCUAAAUGUUGUUGUUUUUAUUAUUGUUAUAAUGGCUAAAUUGAAACGUAUGCCAUACCGCAGAUGAAAUGAAAUAUGUGAUGAUUUGUGUUUUUCA
Neoarius graeffei (lesser salmon catfish) is the source of this 2129-nucleotide messenger RNA. RefSeq lists its product as uncharacterized. Bases 779 to 1933 code for a protein of 384 amino acids. The transcript is spliced from 2 exons. The record is from RefSeq and is a predicted model, not a curated record. NCBI's taxonomy places the organism in Eukaryota, Metazoa, Chordata, Actinopteri, Siluriformes, Ariidae.